AUAGUAACUACGAGAGUUCAUAAUGAAAGUGUCAGCAAGUUUAUGACUAGUAUAAUAACUACGAGAGUUCAUAAUGAAAGUGUCAGCAAGUUUAUGACAAGUAUAAUAACUACGAGAAGUAGUAUAAUAGCUACGAGAGUCCAUUAUGAAAGUGUCAGCAAGUUUAUGACUAGUAUAAUAACUACGAGAGUUCAUAAUGAAAGUGUCAGCAAGUUUAUGACUAGUAUAAUAACUACGAGAGUCCAUAAUGAAAGUGUCAGCAAGUUUAUGACUAGUAUAAUAACUACGAGAGUCCAUAAUGAAAGUGUCAGCAAGUUUAAGACUAGUACAAUAACUACCAGAGUCCAUAAUGAAAGUGUCAGCAAGUUUAAGACUAGUAUAAUAACUACGGGUGUUCAUAAUGAAAGUGUCAGCAAGUUUAAGAAUAGUAUCAUAUCUACCAGAGAAUAG
Lottia gigantea (owl limpet) is the source of this 450-nucleotide messenger RNA. RefSeq lists its product as hypothetical. The annotation marks the transcript as partial. The transcript has 2 exons. Lineage: Eukaryota; Metazoa; Mollusca; Gastropoda; Lottiidae. The record is from RefSeq and is a predicted model, not a curated record.